AUGGCUACUGUGACUCAAACCGUCACUGAGGCUCCUGCUUCUGUCAGGGUCUUCAGUCCCUUCAAGUUGACGACUGAAAAGAAGGGCGACUGGCUCGACGAACUUGAAACCCAGGGCUAUACGGUGGUCAAAGGAGCUGUCCCUUCUGAUCGCGCCGCCUACUAUCAGAAAAAAGCCAUCGAAUGGCUUCAAACAUUCGAUCCUAACUUGGACACACAGGAUCCUUCGACCUGGAAGCCACAGAAUCUGCCUCUCCAAACGGUGAGAAACACAUAUGAACACUACUCAGUUGUUCAUGAGAAGUUCAUGUGGGAGGCUCGUCAGGAACCUGGUGUGGUCGAAGCCUUUCAGAAAAUCUGGGGGACGGAUGAGCUGCUUGUAUCUUUCGACGCUCUCAAUGUUACUCUUCCCAACCUGAAGAAAGCCCGUGCUCCAUGGCCACACGUCGACCAGGCUCCCCGCAAACGAGGACUGCACUGCAUUCAAGGCAUCAUCAAUCUCAGCCAUGCCGGACCGGAGGAUGGUUCGCUCGUGGUUAUCUCGGGCUCCUCAAAGCUCACCGAAGAGUUCUUCGACAAGCACACCGAUCCUUCCACUUGGGAGUGGAGAGACAAUCGUUACUUCGAUGAGAAAGAUAUGGAGUGGUUCUUUGCCCGUGGUUGCAAGGUUACCAAGGUGCUGGCUGAGCCGGGCGACCUCAUCCUGUGGGAUUCGCGAACAAUCCAUUGGGGAGGCGAGCCUACAGAGAAGAGUCACACCGUCCGUACUGUCAUCUAUGCCGCCUACGCUCCAGCUAGGCUGGCAUCGCAGGAAGCCAUCCUUGAAAAACAGAAAAUAUUCAGUGCCUGGGGUGCCACAACACAUUGGCCGCACGACAAUAUCAAGCUGCGAGACCUACAAGCGUCGUAUCCUGACGGCACGCUCGACUCGCGACAUCGAUCAGAACCCCUCGAGAAGCCCGAGCUCACCGACAAAUUGCUCAAGUUGGCAGGUGUCAAACCAUAUUAA
Messenger RNA from Fonsecaea erecta, 1008 nucleotides. RefSeq lists its product as hypothetical. The transcript is spliced from 2 exons. NCBI's taxonomy places the organism in Eukaryota, Fungi, Ascomycota, Eurotiomycetes, Chaetothyriales, Herpotrichiellaceae. The record is from RefSeq and is a predicted model, not a curated record. The coding region runs from base 1 to 1008 and encodes 335 amino acids.